Exophiala viscosa is the source of this 2164-nucleotide messenger RNA. RefSeq lists its product as uncharacterized. Gene Ontology annotation, molecular function: protein binding. Bases 152 to 1969 code for a protein of 605 amino acids. The transcript has 3 exons. Lineage: Eukaryota; Fungi; Ascomycota; Eurotiomycetes; Chaetothyriales; Herpotrichiellaceae. The record is from RefSeq and is a predicted model, not a curated record.
CGCUUUCGGGCAGUGCAGAACGGUCAACAAACUCCUUCGCGUCAACAACUUGUACAAAGCUUCUCGAAGUCUGUACUUGAGAAGUCUGUCCAAUCGUGCAUUCUGGUGGACUCCCAAAUCAUCAAAUAUUAUCUCUACACCUUGAAGCACCAUGGCGCAGAGUCAACGAAAGACAAUGCUUCCCCAUGAGAGACUCAUUCCGGCCACCAGGCAAGACAUUCAAGCGAUGGGCUGGGAGCUCACAGUCAAGGAAAUGCGAAAGGGUCCUCUGAAAUCAAACUUCCUGCGCGGACCGGCAAGACAUCAUCUGCCAGCAGGCUAUCAGCCAAACUUCGGAAGUGGCAUGAACCCCAAUAUCGCCGUGUUGCCACAAUUUCCGAUGGAGGUUCUAAUCAAAAUCUGUGCCUAUCUUGACCCAAUAUGGGUGUUCCAGCUUGAACUCACAUGCACCACGAUGGCCAGACGCCUACGAAGCCGCGAAGCCAACCAGCUCUGGUACAGUUCAAUUCCUCCAACCCUGAAAGCUAUGCCCGAGCUUUUCCAGCACGAGGCUGCAUUUGCCCAACGUCACCCAAACGCGCCUUUCGAUUUCGCUAGUCGACCAAUUCCUGCAGGACAACAAGUAGCAUAUGCCAACCCCUGGACUCAUGGCGGCCUGGACAAUAGCAUCAACACAUUUGUCAACCUCCCAGCUCUUCGCUCUGUCAAUGUCACCUCUCCACUAUACAUCUACAUGCAGCAUCUGAAGGGCACAGACCGGAUCCCAUUGCUAGACUAUGCUGUCUCUGAAACUCCUGUUGGCACUCGUGUCAGAACCCUGGCCAUUGGUGGGCCCUACCAGAUCAACUUUAACUAUCGGCGAGAGCUUUUGGGCUACUUGUUGCUCACAAGAAGAUGCAGCAUUUGCUUAGAAGCACCGAUUGUUUCUGGCACACCGAUCCAGCCACAUGAUGCAUGGCAGACCUUCGCAGGAGUCGAAUUGUGUUCACUCUGCUACCCAAAAUGGACAGUUCGCAGUGAGCAAAUUUUCGAAGUUCAUGAAGCAUAUACACAUCUCUCCCAUUUUACUCCACAAUCAGGACAAAUGGGUCCUUGGUCUCACGACCGCUACGCACUCAUGCGAAACGGCCAGGUGCACUGGCGACCAAUGAUCGACGACUUUGUCCGGGAAGAAUGUGGGCUGGAUUUCGAGACUCUCCUUGCUAAGCAGCUGUACUUUAAGUGGUUGAUCGAAACUCUCAAAUACCAGGGACGGGAAGCGGGACGCGACCGAGUGCUUCAAGCUGGCCGUCGCGACUUUCGCACGAGCAUCCUGGCAAGAGCGCAGUAUUUGUGGCGCAAUGCUGACGCGAGAGACCCCUUGGGCCUGCGCAUUGCCUUGCUGCGAGACAACAACAUCAUCCGAGCGGUUGACCUGGCAAAUAUGCUCUUUCGUCCGGAGCUCGUGAAUCGAGAUGCUCUGGGACCGCAGGCACCAGGAGAAAUUUGGCCCCAUGACCCUGUCGACGCAAUACGUUAUAAGCGUGAUGUCAGGGGAGGUCGGAGCAUCCCAUGGUAUGAGAGCCGGGCGGAGGAUAUGGUGGUCGAGCUUGCAGAAAGACUUGCUGGAGAUCGUUGCAAAAAUGCUCUGGAGGAAUAUCAUGUCCAACGUCUGCGGUCAAGCCUCACGAGCGACGCAAUUCUGGCCAGCCUCGCCGCGGCAGGCGCAAUGGGCAGCUUGUCAAUAAUGGCCGUGGUCAAGAAGAAGCUUUUCCUCGAGGAUGGGCUGGCAUUCACACACGGAGCCAUGCUCACUCCUGCAGGUAGAGACGCGGCAAAGGUCGUACUGGGUCCUCUUCUGCAAGCCACAAUCUCUUGUACACAACCCGGUUGUGCUGCUGCUCCCCGGGGACUGGAGGAAAUGGUCCACCAUAUGAGAAUGUGCCAUGCGAAUGUGUUCAGUGGUAGUUCGCAGUGGCAAUUGGCCUGAGCGAGGCUGGAGAGAUAGGGAAAGGGGUGGGGCUUGUUUCUUGUCAGUGUAAUACUCCAGAUGUACGACUAUAAACGAUAUCCAACAUGACAGCGAUGCGCUCCUGCACUGCAGAACAGUUAUCUUCUGUGUAAAGUCCGCAGUCUGUUUUCUGUCCAUUUUCUAGCUGGGUUGUAGGUGGGUCGGCCGCUUGUG